Vollenhovia emeryi is the source of this 4639-nucleotide messenger RNA. It is a transcript of the gene Blimp-1, whose product is annotated as PR domain zinc finger protein 1. Lineage: Eukaryota; Metazoa; Arthropoda; Insecta; Hymenoptera; Formicidae. Gene Ontology annotation, molecular function: RNA polymerase II cis-regulatory region sequence-specific DNA binding; histone deacetylase binding; DNA-binding transcription repressor activity, RNA polymerase II-specific. Gene Ontology annotation, cellular component: nucleus; cytoplasm. The record is from RefSeq and is a predicted model, not a curated record. The coding region runs from base 1374 to 4367 and encodes 997 amino acids. Gene Ontology annotation, biological process: regulation of transcription by RNA polymerase II; cell fate commitment. The transcript has 8 exons.
AACUGACGGAAGCGGAAGGGAGAUCGACGUAUAUCCGCCGACCAAUACCGACGUAGGGGGAGGAGGAGGAGGACGAGAGGAGAGCCAAGCCGAGUCGCGUUGGGCUAGGUCAGGUCUACCCGAGUUCCACACACACCGCGCUCUCUUGCGUGUGCCAUCCCGCCGAGGAGAACCACACGAAGGCGGAGGCGCAACCCCUUCGCGAGGGAGAGGACCGCCGCGGAUUCCCGGUUUUUCCGCGAGUGGCUUCUCCGGAAGCGCUCGACAUUUUUCGAAAAGAAAAAAAAAGGAGGUAAUUUGCGCGUUCGCGUUCGCCAGGUACGCGUCUUGACAGCGGGAGAUCGGUGCCGAAGAGUGUGAUCGCUUGGGAAAGCCGGUGACAGUGCGCGUCGUCGGAUGACACUUCGAGAGGGAUAACACGAGAGAGAGAGAGAGAGAGAUACCCUGAUCGGUAGUGAAUAAUCGCUAGUGUUGACGCGUGUGUGUUUGAGUCUUGAGCCGAAAUCGAUUUGCACCCGAGAAAGGUGGAGGAAGUAAAAGAAAAGUGAGAAACGCGACUUCCCCUAGGAGGUGACUCCGAUCGUCGAUUCGCUCGGUGGCGGCGGCGGCAGCGGCGGCGACGGCGGCGAGAAUUGGCAUUGUUGACAAACAAGGAGCGCGACGGCGACACGGACAAGGAAAUGUCGGGCGAUCGGUGGGAAUCGAUUGCAAUUCCCUUUUUCCGAUGUCCUGAUAAUCGAUAAGCGUCGUCGGCGCGCGUAGGUGGCCGCGUAGGGACCGCCUAGGCAGCGAGAGCCGGGGCAGCGAUCGGCCUUACCGACGUAAUUUCUCGCCCUCGUCCUCCGUGCAACCCCCUUCGGCGCGAUCAGAUCGAGCUGGAUAAAUGUUGAGGGUAAACGGCGCCCUGCGUCGCCCGCUAGCGCGAGGCCAGGAGGAUCGGGCCCUAAGUGCAACCGGGGCCGGCGCGAUGCCGGUCUCCCUGAGGAACCACAGGAUCACGUAAAGGGCGGCCGCCGGCCCGCAACGAUUUUGAGCCCUUCGCACCGCGCACGCACGGUCGCGCAACGGCGAAGGGAUCGCGACAGGAGAGGGUGUUCUCCGAGUGAGCCAGGGUGGUGAACCUACAUGCAUCUCCACCUCGAAGAACAACACUAUCGUCGUCGAGUUUAUCUGCCAACAUCCGAAAGCCGUGAGUACUAUAAGCCCGGCUCGCGCAACGUUAACGCGUACUGCAAACUAUGAGGAAGAGAAUACAUUUGGCGUUCGUCAAGUUUCAAUGCUGUAAGAGAGUCGGUGUGAGGGCCCAAAAGAAAAAUACCGAUUUUCGAGUAGUCCUUUGCUAUUCUGGAGUCUAAAGUGCGAAAAAUACGGGGAUGCACGCAGCCGACACCGCCGCCUCGGAACUAACAGUGCGAAGGAUGGAGGCCAGCGAGUGGGAUCACACGACCUUGAGGGAGGAAGAAUUCGAGCAGCAUGCCGUAUAUUUGGUACCGGAUGUGUCGGCAUCGCCGGGCGAUACAAAUCGUGCGGAGGCAUCCUUGCCACGGAACCUGGUCCUUAAACCCUCUCAGGCCCUCAACGAUGUGUUGGGUGUGUGGAGCACCGGUUACAUCCCCAAAGGGACACGUUUCGGCCCUCUGGUCGGCCAGGUGUACACGAAGGAUUCGGUACCGGCGGACGCGAACCGGAAGUAUUUCUGGCGGGUAUACAAGAACAACGAGCUGUUCUAUUACAUCGACGGUUAUGACGUCCAGAAAUCGAAUUGGAUGCGUUACGUGAAUCCCGCCUACUCGUCCGAAUCGCAAAACCUAAUAGCAUGCCAGUAUAAGAUGAACAUUUAUUUUUACACGAUCAAGCCGAUAUUACCGCAUCAAGAGUUGCUGGUUUGGUACUGCAGGGAAUUCGCGGAAAGGCUCAAUUAUCCGCUCACCGGAGAGCUGAUGCUUCAGAGAAUACGACAACAAGUACAACAAUCAACGCUACCAACGGAAAUUUCGCCCGCCGUCGACGUGAUAUCGCCACUGAAAGACUCGUCGAUCUACGAGAGGCGUCAGAUGACGCCAACGGAUGGUUCUGUGAGGUCAGACGAGGGUUAUCAUUCAAACGGCUAUCACGACGAGAUCCUGACACCACCUGAGGAAAGCAGUGAGUCCGACAGUGAGAACAAUUACGUGCUGGAUUUUAGUAAGAAUGCCAAAUCGUCGGUGUGCAACGACGAGAUUCUAAAGCAAGACAACACUGCAGCGAAGAACGAAUACAGAAAAGUGAAGAUUAAGAUCUCCAAGACCUACGGUAACUUCCAGACGACGAAAUGUAUAGCCGACGGCCCAACGAAGGACAAAGACCAGGAGUUGUCCAGUCGGGCAAUCACCCCGGAACUCCAGAAACCGGUAUCACCUAUCAUCCUGCAGAAGAGUACGGUGCUGUCGACCGUGACAGAGGAUGAGAUAUCCGACAAGAACACGAAACUCUUCUAUGAGCCGGAGGUCAAGAGUGGUCAUAUGCCGAUGUCUGGCAGGCCCGCUUACCUAGCCAACCCCAGUAGUUCUAUCCUGGAGAACAUUCUGCUGCGCAACAGCACAGACAACAAUAACAACAGCCACCAUCAGCAUCACAAUGGCGGCUCGCAACAGCACCAUCACCAUCAUCAGGUGCACCAUCAGACUCACGUAGACUCAGUGACGCCGCCACCCUCCAGCCCCACCGAGAUGGCGUAUUCUUACAAAAAGUCCCAUCGUUACGGAAAUAUUUUGCCCUGCAGCCCGGACUCCAGCUCAAACUUGCCCUUACAAACAGACUCGUGCGUGAACUCGACCAGCGGCAACGGUGGCGCGCUACCUAGCAUGCAGAGCCCCACUGGCAAUCUGCACUCCAGCACAGGAGGUCCGCAUUCGAGCACCGGCGGAAGCAACAGCAGUCUGCCGCCGCACCCCGGAAGUUUGCACUCGUCCAGCAACGCCGGCGGCAGCAUACAUUCCAGCACGAGCGUACUCUCGUCCAGCACGAUGCUGACGUCCAGCAGCAGCCCGCAUUUGGCGUCUACGACGGCGAACGGUUGUCCGCCCAAGCGGAAGACCAAGUCGCCGUCGCCGUCGUCGAGUCAGAACGGAGUACCCACCCCGACCACGAUACUUUACUCCGGCAGCUCAGGGGCCACCGGUUGUCAAAUCGAAUCUGCCAGUCCAGUUUACCCGAAUUCCGCCGGCAGCAGUAGCAGCAGCAGCAGCAGCAAUCAGAGCGUCUCGCCAAUUUCGCCGAUUCAAUCGCCCUCGUCCUACAGUCCGUACGGUAGUCUGUACGGUCACCAAAACGGCUCGUUGCACCACAACAUGGGCACGUCAUUGUCUAUCAAUUGCAACGCCUAUUCGCCCACGCCAAGCGGCAAUGUCGUCUACGAGAGGACCACGGACGGCAGGCGGCUGGAGGCCACCAGCAGCGGCGGCCAUCAGCUACCCACCUCGUCGACCAUGCAAAUCGACAGUAACCAAGCGUUGAUCACUGGCACGCACAAUCUCCACCUCGGCCACCAUCCAGGUCUCACCAUUCACCCCAACUCCUCGUCGUCUCUCAACAGAUACUCGCCGAGCUCCUUGUCGCCGGACGACCACGGUUGUUCCCAGAGCGGCUCCCUCAGCCCCAACUCUCAGGGCUCGAGGGGCUAUAGGUCGCUACCUUAUCCGCUCAAGAAGAAGGACGGCAAGAUGCAUUACGAGUGCAACGUCUGCUGCAAAACCUUCGGUCAGCUAUCGAAUCUCAAGGUACACCUGAGGACGCACUCCGGCGAGAGACCCUUCAAGUGCAAUGUUUGCACCAAGAGCUUCACACAACUCGCGCACCUUCAGAAGCAUCAUCUCGUGCAUACCGGUGAAAAGCCGCACCAAUGCGAGAUAUGCAAGAAGAGGUUCAGUUCGACCUCGAAUCUAAAAACCCACCUUAGACUGCACUCCGGUCAAAAACCGUACGCCUGCGACCUUUGCCCCGCCAAGUUCACCCAAUUCGUUCAUUUGAAGCUGCACAAGAGGUUGCACACUAACGAACGUCCCUACACCUGCCAGGGUUGCGACAAAAAGUACAUUAGCGCGAGCGGCCUCAGGACCCACUGGAAGACAACGAGCUGCAGACCAAACAACAUCGAGGACGAGCUCGCGCUUGCCGCGGCCGUGGGUUCGCCGACGUAUUACGAGUACGGUCCUGACAUGAAUGUUGGAAAUAUGCCCAAGGAAUGCGAGUUGGAGCACAUCGAUAAUUACGACAGGCAUGGAUCGACGCAUGGUCCGCACUCCACGUCGCUUCACAAUUUGGAAAAUUCCGUGGGCCGGCCGAGCGUCAUAGAAACAUCUCAGCCACACAUUAUCGAGUGUACAUAAGUACAUUACAUAAUAUUAUGUACAUAAGUACGUAAGUCGCAUGAUGGGGUAUGAGCCUCCUUCCGCUCGGGCGCAAAAUGCAAUCGUGGAAACGUAAGAGAGUUGCUCGUGGCUGACUAGAAAAGAGAAUGGAGAUGGGAGCUUUCCCUCUUUGAAAUGGCAGUCAAGAACAGAGCUUUCGCAUAUAAUGUCGCGCGCGAAAUCUUUGCAAGCUUUCCUUCCUGAUUUCGAUGAAAUUAUUGUACAUUUUUAAAACAAUAAAAUAACUCUUU